CACAUCCUGUUUAGGAAACCAAGGUUGGCCUAAGGAGUGGUUAAUGCGCCCAGAAGAUAUAUGUUUCAACGUCUAACCAAAAUGAAGGUGGGUGAAUCCUGAAACCUUAUCAGAUGCAUAUCGUCAGAAAAAAUAACUUCUUUCAUUCUGGUUGUUUCGUUAAUGGACGCAAUGAUUCGAAUAUCAUCCCCAUUCGCCAUCUUCAACAAACCCCACGACUCUCCAACCUCCUUUUCCUUUUCUGUUCCCUUCUCUCUCAACAAAAACGUCGGCGGUUCAAGAAAUCAUCAAAAGCUGGGCAGUAGCAAAAGUAGCAGAAACGACGCCGUUUUCGACGAGGCGGCAUUCGAGGCUGAGAGGCUCACCCUCGACGCCAGAGCUCGCGAAUCCAUGGCAGAGGCUUCCAAGAGGGAGACCGAAACGGACCCCAAAGCUUGGAAAUGGGUUAUCCGAAAGAGGGUUUGGGAUUUCAUGGAGACCCGCAACAUUGCCCAAAAUCCUCGCCCCGUUCACCACCGUAUCCCCAAUUUUGUUGGCGCUGCAGCUGCUGCUCAGAAAUUGGGUGGGUUGGAAGCAUUUGGGGUUGCCAAAUGUGUGAAAGUUAAUCCAGAUUCGCCACAGAAGCAAGUGAGGUUCCUCACACUCUCUGGUGGAAAACAGCUAUUAACUCCUCAGCCUCGUUUAAGGACGGGCUUUUUCUCUGUUCUGGAAUCAAGUAUGUUAACCCCUAGCACCAUCAAUGAGGCAUGCACCUCUGUAGGUGUUGCCAAAUAUGGACGGCCAAUUGGAUUAGAUGAGCAGAUCAAGGUGGACCUUAUUGUCAUAGGCUCAGUUGCCGUUGACCCAAAGACUGGUGCACGACUUGGCAAGGGUGAGGGGUUUGCAGAACUUGAAUACGGGAUGUUGCGGUACAUGGGAGCCAUAGAUGACACUACUCCUAUUGUCACCUCAGUACAUGAUGAGCAAUUGGUCGAUGACAUUCCUGUUGAGAAGCUGUUAAUCCAUGACGUGCCAGUUGAUAUUAUAUGCACCCCAACCCAAGUUAUUUUUACCAACACCUCAAUCCCAAAGCCUCAAGGGAUCUACUGGGACAAAUUAUCUCCUGAGAAGCUUGGUCAAAUUCGAAUACUCAGAGAACUCAAGAGUAGGAUUGAAGGAGAAACCGGACAGAAGCUCCCCUGUGGUCCAUCUGAGAAAUUGCCACCUACAGCUAAGCGGAAGCGCUGAUCUGUCUUAUGUUUAUUUUGUAUUGAACACAGACAGAAGAACUGAAGAAGAAAACAAACAUAUCUCUAUUAUGUUUAUUUUAUACUUGAAUGAAGACAGAAGCAAAUAACAUUUAUAUAAAUUACACCCAUGAUAUGUGUAACAAAGAAAUAGUCCCCUUCCCAAAUGGUUAUGUAUGUAUUGGUUUGGGCUAUAAUGAGUGGAAAAAUGUAUGUCUUAGUGGUCCCCUUCCCAAAUGGUUAUGCAUGUAUUGGUUUGGGCUA
Messenger RNA from Vitis riparia (riverbank grape), 1490 nucleotides. Its product is annotated as 5-formyltetrahydrofolate cyclo-ligase-like protein COG0212. NCBI's taxonomy places the organism in Eukaryota, Viridiplantae, Streptophyta, Magnoliopsida, Vitales, Vitaceae. The coding region runs from base 163 to 1227 and encodes 354 amino acids. Gene Ontology annotation, cellular component: cytoplasm. The transcript is spliced from 6 exons. The record is from RefSeq and is a predicted model, not a curated record.